Molecule: messenger RNA, 753 nt
Organism: Eurytemora carolleeae
Lineage: Eukaryota; Metazoa; Arthropoda; Copepoda; Calanoida; Temoridae
Exons: 6
Coding region: 103-483 (126 amino acids)
Source: RefSeq, a predicted model, not a curated record
AUAUUGAGCACCCCUUUUUGCGUGCGUGUAGUAGUAUUAUAAGGUUGAAUAUACUAAAAUGGCGCAGUUGACACAAUUAGAUUCAAAGCACCAGGCACAGACAUGUUUAGCUAUUUUCUACUUUGUAUCUGUUUUCCUUGUCUGCUGGCAGCUCCUCCACAGAACCAACGACAGGAAAGAGCAGGAACUAUAGUAUCUGAGAACCUUGUGACCAACGUGAAGGAAAUAAACAUCUACUUGAAUAUACCAGCUGACUGCAGUAUUAAAAGUUCUGUGUAUGAUGGGAUCAUUCAACAACUUGAAAACUGCAGAGUUUAUUGGUUCCUACUGAAUAGGUCGGGAUCUAACCGAGGCCAUCCUAAACUGACUAGUGGAUGUCUCUUGAAGCUUGACCUUUCUAAAUACAGGACUGAGUGUUCGAGUAGCAAAGUGAUACUUUUCCCUGAGACUGGUUCAGAUGUUGAAUUCCCGCUAGACUUCUAGAUCUUAUUUUACUUAUGUAUUAUUUCUGGUGUUUUUUCAAAGGAGACUUUCCAAGUGACAAUUUCCCAAUUGGCAACUUCCCAAAUGUGCAAUGGAGCUGAAUGCUGCGGCUUGGACAGACUUGUGAAGUUGCCGCUUAGAAAAUUGCUCCUUACGAAAACACCCUUGGUAAGUUGCCACUUGUGAAAACACCCUUGGGAAGUUGCCGCUUGCGAAAAUACCCUUGGGAAGUUGCCUCUUGAGAAAAAACCUUUGUGAAAGUAUUUAAUA